This is a messenger RNA of Ectocarpus sp. CCAP 1310/34, 2103 nucleotides long. The record is from the annotation of a GenBank genome assembly. Lineage: Eukaryota; Phaeophyceae; Ectocarpales; Ectocarpaceae.
AUGCCGGACGUAGACGGACGGCAGCCUCCGGGGGGAUCAGGUCAGGCUGUCCCUCCCCCCGAGGAAGGCGUCGCGGAUGGAGGAGGGAGCGAUUCUUUCUUCGUCAACGAUGCACGAGACCGAGGGGGUGCGCGAGCGGCAGGAGGGGAAGAUCAGCGCGACACGAUGCGUGAGCUGGUUGACCUCUUCAAGCAGGCACAUAGUCCGGGGAUUUCUCCCAAGGAGAUGCUGAGGUUGGAAGAGCACGAGCUGAGGUAUGAGCGGAGAGCUGGAGAGGGGAAGGAAGAGAUGAGGCACGCCCUCGUCGCUGCCGGCGUGGGCCGGGGUGGCGAGGCGGGGAAACAAGCCGCUGCAGGAUCGGAGCAAGGCGGACAUCGACUCCAGCACCCUCAGAGGUCGGUGCAGCCACUUCAGCAGCAACCAUCGCACUUCUGCCAGCUCCACGGCCCCAACAGUACCCACGAGACCUCCGAAUGUCACAAGUUACGCAACGAAUUUCUCGCCCACUACAACGAGUUCUGCGCGUACAUGAGCGGGAGGCGGGAGGCCCAGGCAUCGGUCUUCCCUCGAGGCGGAGCCCAAGACUCGGGGCGGAUGGUUGGUGGCCCAUAUCGACAGCAGCCGUACCAAAACGAGCAAGGUGCGGGCUGGAGUCGCGGCCACUCUCCAGCGCUGCCGGGACCGCCGCGUGGGCAAGGAUCCGGAACUGGAGGACAGCUGCAGGGGCGCAACUCUGGGGGGCGUGGGUAUGGUGGAUACGGUCCUUCCCCCCCGGAGAGCCGAGGUCGUCAGGUGGGCGGCCGUGGUGGUAAUUAUCCGCCACCCAACGUUCCUCCCGCGCAGAUUGCUAACGUACCGCGGCCCUAUUUUCCGGCUCAUUUCGCCAUGGGAGGUGGAGAACCAUCAGGCGGCGACAUCACUUCGGGAUGGGAGGCCACGUCAGCGCCCGUAUCUACACCCAGCUGGACCCCACCACCUCCUGAGGCAGGCUACGGGUACGGGCUCGCGGCUCACGGAGUGGACCAUGGCGGAGGUCCCUACGGCAGCGCCGCCGGCGGGGGAUACGGUUUCCACCAAUUGCCCGACGGCGGAGGGCUCUACCAGCAGCAAGAAGUGAGCAACGUACCACACUAUCCUUCUGCUGCCGGACCGGACGCCCAACAACCGCGAGCCUACGAGGCCUUCGACACCUCGCAGCAGCAUUAGCAGCAGCAGCACUACGGUGCACCCCAGGCGACCUCUUCCUCCUCCUCUCUCUCUCCAGCUCCAGGCGGCGUUCUACCUCCAGCCGGCGAUUCCCCCCUGCAUCUCUUCGUGACACGUGGCGUGUGCCCUCGAGGCAAGUCUGAGGUUCGUUUUGAGAAGGAUGUUGGUUUUGCGAAGCCUGACGUGUUCACGAGUGCGGAGUCUGAUGUGCCAAUGCCUGGUGUUCCCCGCGUGCCUGCUGUGCAUGAGCGUUCUGAUGAUGAGUUCGGUGUCUCGAAGUUUGGUGUAUCUACUCAUCAUGUACCCCGCGUGCCCGCUGUGCUUGAGAGUCCUAAUGAAGAGUUCGGCGUUUCGGAGUGUGAUGCAUCUGUCCCUACAGUAGUACCAAGUGUGCCUGAAAGGGUAGUCGUAACCCGUCGCACCCGCCGUCCCACGGUUGAGAAAGCUUUCUUGUGCCAAGCCUCUAUCCCGAAUCCCAUCGGUAGCGAACAAUGGCAAGCCGAUUCUGGAGCCAGUGCGAUGAUUACUAACAAAGUGGAUGCAAUGUACAAUGUACGCCACUUGGGCCCGGACGAACGAUUUAUUCAGAUUGGAGACUCGGCUCUCAUCAAGGUUGCCGCAGUAGGGAGUUUGGACCUUAGGUUCCACCAAAUCGGAGCCGACGGGAAACAGGAGGAUUUGGACGUCACUGUGCCAGAAGUUUUGUUUGUACCCGGGUGUGGUGUCAACCUUUUCUCGGUAUGGAAGGUGUCUCACAAGCAUGAGGUCCGUAUCAACCCCAACGGUACGCAAAUGAUGCACGGAAAACUGCGUUUUAUUCGUGGCGUUUCGAGCGACUCCCUUUUUGCAACCCGCCUUCCCCACAAAUCCCUGCCUUCUAUGGACGUUGCGAAUGAG